UGGGGACUUUGUCAUAUUGUAUACUCGUUAUCACCAUCAUCACUCCAACACUGGAUCCUCCGCGCACACCUCCAAUUCUCCAUGGUUCGUGCAACUUCGCGAUUUUUGCACACACCCACCAACCCCUCCCCACAUAUAAAAGCUGGGUAGUCCAUAGUUGAUCCACCCUCUCCAACAUGAGGAGAUCCUUCUCUUCAGUUGACAUCCAAACCACAGCCCACUCCACAUUGCCGAUUUGUCGGCGCCUUUUUGCUCCCGCGCACCUCCUCCACCAUGCUGUUCCACCCUCCCCUUCUCAAGUCAAGCUUUUAUACCCCUCCGCAAACGGAGAUUUUGGUUCACACGUGUCGCGCACCUGACCUUCCCCUUUCACGCCUCCUGAGUUCCCCGUAGCAGGGCAGGUGACAGAGGAGUAGCACAUGUGACCCUUCCAUGACUAACCCGAUCUCCUUCUCCGUCGCGUAUAAGAACCUCGCUCGCAGCGGACUUACUUCAUUCUUCAGAGGCGUUUGCGUGGAGGGAGCAAACGAGGCCUGGAAACUUACUAAUGGUGUGAGAAGUGGGAGUCAAAUCGCAUUCCCCUCAACGUAUGCGUGUUGGUGGGUUGUUAAUCUACCCUGCGGGAACUGCGCCAUGGCUGUGGUCGUGGGUGCAAAUCCAGCUCUAACCGAUCCGAUGGAGUGGGGUUUGGGAGUCCUCCGGGACUGCAAAAGGAGACCUGGGGCGUAUCCAUGUGGGUGGGAGGUCAAAUGCCGGGCAAAAUCGCCUUAUGAGGCGCCUGCUGGUGGCCUCGUGGGCUUGGGCGGUGAUGGAGGGCAACUCGUUGAGAUGGGGGCGUUGCUUGAGGAAAGUGUUCGGAGAGUCUCCGUACUAGCUACGUGUGGAGAUGGCGAGAAGGCUGUCCCUCAGUUCGAGGGCCUGGUCGGCGAGAGGUGUCGAUGAUAAUCACCUGUUUUUGCAUAGUUCCUCCAGGUCAUCAUUGAGGCGGACACGGCGAGCUGAUCCACCACUUCCAAACUCCAACUCCAUAGGGAAU
Molecule: messenger RNA, 1036 nt
Organism: Mytilinidion resinicola
Lineage: Eukaryota; Fungi; Ascomycota; Dothideomycetes; Mytilinidiales; Mytilinidiaceae
Exons: 1
Coding region: 433-942 (169 amino acids)
Source: RefSeq, a predicted model, not a curated record